Aedes aegypti (yellow fever mosquito) is the source of this 3633-nucleotide messenger RNA. Its product is annotated as ELAV-like protein 4. Lineage: Eukaryota; Metazoa; Arthropoda; Insecta; Diptera; Culicidae. The coding region runs from base 1214 to 2263 and encodes 349 amino acids. The record is from RefSeq and is a predicted model, not a curated record. Gene Ontology annotation, molecular function: RNA binding. The transcript has 8 exons. Gene Ontology annotation, cellular component: ribonucleoprotein complex.
CGCCUCAAUUUUGUUUCGACGUCCGCCCAGUGAACAGCUCAGUUGCGCGCGCGUUCCGUUUUUUCGCGGUCUCUCGAUUUCUUUUCCUUUUGCGUUUCGUUUCAGUUUUGUUCGUUCGUUUUGUCGGUUUGUUCGAUUGUUUUCCAUUAAUUUCCACACUUGCGUUUGCUUAGUUUUGUUUGAGCUAAUUUAAAGAAGGAUUUUUUUGCGCUGGAAUUUCCUUUCCGCGUGUGAAUCACAAACCGGAAGUCUGAGACAUCUGACGAUUGAUGAAAAACAGCCAACGGCAGGAACCAGAAAAUCGUGGUGGGUUACAAGUUUCAGACAAACGGAGAGUUUGCUUUAACAGUUUGCAGAAAAGUCCAAAAAUAACGAAGUGAAUUACCGCAUUUCCCUGGAAUUGGAGUUUGUUUAAUUUGCGUUGCGGUGUUCUUCAAUGGAAAGUGUUCCUGGGAAAAUCCAAGUUGUUCAGUGAUGUUAUGUAAACUGAAAGUUCAACUCGUGCCUGUCAAAGUUUGAUAAAAGAAGCAAAAGUUGAAGCCGACACCGAAAAGAGUGAGAAAUUAGUGCAAAUAAUAUUUAAAAUAGAGCAAGAGAAAUAGAGAGAGAGCCAACAUCAGCGCAACGAUAAGUUGGAAUAUUCAACGUUUGGCUAAAAAUAGCCCUAUUUAUAACUUUUGUUUGAGACUUGUUUAUUAUUGUAGAUAAGAGAUUUCCUCAUUUGAAUUGCAGAGCACCAUCGUGCAGGGACCGUUCCAAAGGCGUCACCUUUUUCCGUUUCUCGCGGCAUGCGGAAAGACUCCGAAACGAAUAUCAUCAGUAUUACUAUAGUAUAAGUCCAAAGGAAACGCGAACUUAGAAGUCAAAAACGUAUAAAAAAAACUACAUUGGAGAAAUCCAAUAAAUCCUGGAAGAACUGUUACGAGAAUAAGGACGACGAUAAGAGCCAAAUCGAGACUACUUUUUACUAAUAGUGCUUAUACACACUCACCAGAUACCAGAAACGUACUUCCAAAGCGAUUAUAUAACGUUCGUCACUUUUUACAAGUGUCGAAGGAAUAGCAAAAGAGGAACUUUUAAUAGCUCAUAGUCUACUAUAGCGACGAGGUUACGAGAGGAGAAACUAGGCAAAAUUACUAUUACGGCGACGACGACGACGACUACGGCUACGGUAGAGGGCAGCAGCGAGCCGGAGACGAAGGCAAAGACUGUCAUGAUGACGAACGGAAUUUCGGCAGACAACCAACAGAACGGCGGCAGCCAGGAGGAUUCCAAGACCAAUUUGAUUGUCAAUUAUCUGCCCCAGCAGAUGACCCAGGAGGAGAUACGCUCGCUCUUCUCCAGCAUCGGUGAGGUGGAGAGCUGCAAGCUGAUCAGGGACAAAGUUACGGGUCAAAGCUUGGGUUACGGAUUCGUUAACUACCAGAGGGUGGAGGAUGCGAGCAAAGCGAUCAACACACUCAACGGCCUAAGGUUACAAAACAAGCAAAUCAAGGUAUCAUUUGCACGACCAAGUUCCGAGGCAAUAAAGGGAGCGAACCUGUACGUGUCCGGCUUACCGAAGAACAUGCUGCAAGCGGAUCUGGAAUCGCUGUUCAGCCCGUACGGACGCAUCAUCACCUCCCGCAUACUGUGUGACAAUAUUACAGCACGUCAGUAUUCUUCCUCUUCCGGAGAAACGUCACCUGGUCUUUCCAAGGGCGUCGGCUUCAUCCGGUUCGAUCAGCGCGUGGAAGCCGAGAAGGCCAUCAAAGAGCUGAACGGCACGAUACCGAAGGGAUCCACCGAACCAAUCACGGUGAAGUUCGCCAACAACCCGAGCAAUACGAAAACCGUUCCGCCGCUGGCAGCCUACCUGGGACCACAGGCAGCCCGACGAUUCCCCGGUCCGAUCCAUCAUCCGACGGGACGAUUCAGUGCCAUUCCGAACUACAGAUACUCUCCGCUAGCGGGUGAUUUGCUGGCUAACACGAUGAUUCCGACCAAUGCGAUUGCAAACGGGUCCGGAUGGUGCAUUUUCGUGUACAAUCUGGCACCGGAAACGGAGGAGAAUGUGCUGUGGCAGCUGUUUGGUCCGUUCGGAGCGGUGCAAUCGGUCAAGGUCAUCAAGGAUCUCCAGACGAACAAGUGCAAAGGCUUCGGCUUCGUCACGAUGACCAACUACGACGAAGCGGUCGUAGCGAUUCAGUCACUGAACGGGUACACGCUCGGCAAUCGGGUGCUCCAGGUUAGCUUCAAAACCAACAAGUCCAAGAACUCGUAAGGUGCUCAAGCUCUACCCGGUGGAAAUGUAUGAUCGCCCCACUACCCCGUUACCAACAACCGCCAGGAUGGGAAGGUGAACGAACUUUUGGGUUUGAUUUGAUUUUUAGUUUCGAUAAGACGAUGCUUUAUAGAGUUACGAUCACUAAGCUUAAGAACGUGGAACGCAAAUUGUCAGUAUUUCGACCUAGACGCUCGGACCGGAAAGUAAGUUCUUCCAGAAAGUGAUUCAAACAGAGAGAUUAUUUGGUGAAAAGAAUCCUCCAAAAUAUACACACAUAUUAAUAGCUGAUAGACGUAGUUGUGGGUUCCAGGAUUGUGACAAAACCACAACUAAACAAGGUCAACGAACGUGAAGAUCGAGCUUGAUCAUGGGAUCAAGUGUAAAACAAUUCCAAGAUUUUUUUUGUUGACGCGGAACUAAACCUGCGGAUCAAUUGGUGGGAGCGUUUUGGCUCCACCAUCAAGAGGCUCCAUUUUACAACCGUGUUUAGGGACAAGAGUUUUAAUAGGAGAAUCUUUUUGCUAGAUAAAUUUAGUCACACGUGACCGGUAUGCAUGGAAAAGUAGGGAAAUUUUAUACAAGCUGAGAUAGGAGAGCACGAAAGUGGGAUACUUCUGAUGCGAUAGUGCUGCUCUUUGAAACUAUUGAGUUUGUUUUGUCUUGCUUGACCUUUGAGUUUUUCCAACAUGAUUUCGUUGAGUUCAAUUUCGAUGAUUUUUUCCUACUGCAAUGCCUAUGUUUCCGUUCUUUUGCUUUGCACUUUGGAGGAUUUCUUUUUGUGUGUACAUUACUUAUUACUGACGCAAUUGUAACAACCGUUUAUUUUAAUUUGUUUAUUGAUAAGUUUGUAUUCUAAGUUGUAUGAUUUUAUAUUGGACAUUUGGUUUUAAGAAUAAAAAUGCAAUAAACAUCCAACAGUCAUCUUGAAAGAGUUGCCAUUUUGCACCCAAACCUGAGUCUUAACUAAGUCAAGAGCAUGACCAUUAAUGGUCGUCAGUGCUACAAGGAAUCCGUUUCUAGUCCAUUUUAUUUCGAUGACGGAGUUAUAAAUACGUGUUAACAUAUUUAAUCAAACUUAUUUGUGUAUCUCUGUGUUUGUAUAAUUCAACUAUUCGGAUAAUUGUAUAUUUUUUAAGUCAUAUUUAUUUGUCAGUUCUAUUCAACAUGAUUGUUUAUAUUCAGUGUAGCGUAGUUAUAUUUUAAUGGUUUCAGGACGUUAUCAUGCGAUCCGAGGCAAAUAUUUAUUGGAAAUGAGUUAAUUAUUAUCGUUAUCAUCAUCAGUUUUCUAAAGUUUUGGUUUCCAUAUGCACUAUCUGUAUUGUGAAAUGAACAAAGAAGAAUGAGUAAAAUGAGUUAUUUAAAAUUUA